AUGCACCCAUUUGCGUCCUAUGUCCUGCGAAGUUAUUACAAAGCAACAGGAUGGAACGAAGACAAUUUGUUCACGAACCUGACUCGGUCGUCUGAUGCGAUCCUCGACUUUACCGUACCCAAGGGUCUCCAUCUGUCCAUCUCAAAAUCUCCAAAUGCACUGUUCAAGACGACUUAUUCGAUGAAUGCGAUGCCCUCGCUAAACGGCUCGGUUGGGUACAUCUUCACGUCCUGCGACCUCAAUGUCAAAGGUUCGGGUGACAUACGAUUCAAGGACAUGAUUGAGCGUUUCAGAGUGUAUGACCACCCACGGAGACCUGAAGGGAAGGAAGACGAGUGGUUAGCUGGUCAACGUGUGGAUACUCGCGACUACCUUCUGUACGGACGGUAUUACCUACCAACUGGACGCCUAGAUGCUCUCUAUUCUACAAGACUGACAUCGACGCUGCAAGCCAUCGUUGCUGCUAUUUCUACGCCGCCGUCGGCCACGACACGAGCUCAACGAAGUGCCGAUUCCAGCAAUGUCAUGCUAUACCUUCAGCAUGAUGUUGGGAAAUGGUGCUCGGAGUAUACCUGGAGCGCGGAAGACGGUAUGCUUGGUGUCAAAGUGCUUCAUAACUUUGGUCGUCUCGCCAGCGACAGCCCCGCGUCAGACGACGGCGACAAGGGCGCUAGCGUUGGGGUCAAGCGUAUCGAUGAGGAGGACGCAAUAGAAGGCGGGCUGAAAGGACGACUGUCUGCCGGUGCAGAAAUUUAUUUCAGUGCCAAAGAGAAGAGCGCCGGAGUCUCGACCGGAAUCAGAUUCUCUACCCUCCCAGAUGCAACGCCUCUUUCCUUCCAACUUCCAGCUUCAAUAUCCUCGCCCAUUCCAGGACCGUCUCCAAAAAACCUGCCAUCACCUCCCACUACAAUUACCGCAUUGUUCAAUCCCAUGCUUGGACAUCUCUCUGGUGCUUACUCCGCGCGCAUCUCCAGAGAUGUAGCCUUGUCAUCGCGCUUCGACUUCAAUGUCUACAGCUAUGAGAGCGAAUGGACAAUGGGUGCCGAAUGGUGGCUACGGCGGCCACCAUUGGAACCCAAUGACGAUGACGACAACGAUAAUUCCCUACCCAUUCUCCCUUCUGAGGCCAGGCCGAAUGUCGAGCCCGGCCAAGUUCAAGGCGUUGUGAAAGCUCGUGCGUCAACAAAUAAUGACGUCUCCAUCAUGUGGGAGGGACGGGUUCGCAAUAUGCUUGUCAGCUUGGGCGUCGUUUCAGACCUGUCAAAUCGAUCAAAACCCAUAAAAGCCAUCGGAUUGGAGUUGUCAUAUUUCGCGUCAGGAUAG
Molecule: messenger RNA, 1323 nt
Organism: Desarmillaria tabescens
Lineage: Eukaryota; Fungi; Basidiomycota; Agaricomycetes; Agaricales; Physalacriaceae
Product: mitochondrial distribution and morphology protein 10
Exons: 5
Coding region: 1-1323 (440 amino acids)
Biological process (GO): mitochondrial outer membrane translocase complex assembly; establishment of mitochondrion localization; protein insertion into mitochondrial outer membrane
Cellular component (GO): ERMES complex; SAM complex
Source: RefSeq, a predicted model, not a curated record